This is a messenger RNA of Naegleria lovaniensis, 1188 nucleotides long. RefSeq lists its product as uncharacterized. Bases 1 to 1188 code for a protein of 395 amino acids. The transcript has 6 exons. Gene Ontology annotation, molecular function: monooxygenase activity. The record is from RefSeq and is a predicted model, not a curated record. Lineage: Eukaryota; Heterolobosea; Eutetramitea; Acrasida; Naegleriidae.
AUGAUCAAAUCCUCGCUGCGUAUUGCUGCCAUAGGUUUCGGAACAGCCGCUCCAGCCUUUGCAUUGUUCGCUGCCAAAAUGGGUCAUCAAGUGGACAUUUAUGAAAAAUUUCCAGAAGCAAGACCUAUUGGAAGUGGAAUUUUGCUUCAACCUACAGGAAUGAAAGUGUUAGAUUCGCUCGGACUUUUGGACACAGCUCUUUACUAUGGACAAAAAAUUGAUAGACUCUAUGGCUACACCGAUCGUUCUCUUCUCAUGCCAUGGAAAUUCACCAAUGAUCAAUUUCAACACAAAGUUCUCGAUUUACAAUACAAACAUUUGGGAGAGCACUUUUUCGGAUUGGGAAUUCACAGAGGAACACUUUUUCAGAUUUUGCAUCAUGCAGUUUCGAAACAGACACCUCAAAUUUCUCUCAAGUGUGGAUUCAAUAUUUCGAGAGUGGAAGAACGUGAAGUAUUUGACUCGAAUGGAAGGAAGAGAGGUGUGAAAAGUAGAUUGUUUUUUCACACGAAUAAUGAUAAUAAUAAUGGAAAUUCCAAAAACAAAGGACCAAUGAAUCAAGGAUCUGAGCAUAAAGAGGAGCAAGAAAUCGAUACAGAAUAUGAUCUCGUUGUAAUUGCUUCUGGAACACACUCUCGAUUAGGAAAUUUCGAAAAAAGAAAAGCAAAAUUGUACGAAUUUGGAAAAUAUAGAAAUGCCAAAUACAUGUCAGGAAUCUUACCAAUUGGAAAAUUAUUGAACCAUUCCCAACAUUUGAACCCUGCUGCUCCAUUAUGCAAUGAUUUGAACCCUUCAUCGAAUACAUGCAACAACAGCAUUGGCAUGGAUCACCAUCCACAUGCUCAUGGAGAUUCCCUAGUGAGACAAGGAGCAGGACUUGCCCUUAUUGAUGCCUAUAUCCUCAACGAAUGUAUUCAAGCUUACCAUAUGGAACACAAAUUUCAAUCUCUUCAAGAAGCGCUUCAUGCCUACACUCAACAACGAGCAAGUCAUGUCAUUGGUUAUCGAUUGGCCUCUCGAAUUCUCACUCCAUUCUUUCAAAGUAAUUUUCAUACAGUGUCCUACUUGAGAGAUUUGGUGAUGGGUCCAAUGUGUUCGAUUCCACCUGCACGAUGGUUCAUGUUGAGAACAUUGGCAGGAAUUCAAAGUGGAUGGUUUGAUACAUUUGAUACAAGUCCUACUUUUUAA